This is a messenger RNA of Penicillium cosmopolitanum, 1827 nucleotides long. RefSeq names its product beta-N-acetylhexosaminidase family protein. Bases 1 to 1827 code for a protein of 608 amino acids. The transcript has 2 exons. NCBI's taxonomy places the organism in Eukaryota, Fungi, Ascomycota, Eurotiomycetes, Eurotiales, Aspergillaceae. The record is from RefSeq and is a predicted model, not a curated record.
AUGUUCUACCCCAGUUGCACCACGGGGGUUUCGCUUCACAACGACGUCACCAUCGUGACCGGAAAUGUCACGGACAAAGCGACAAUUGACGCCGUCAAGGCAGUCGUGUCUUCUGCCGGCGGCAAGCCGACUGUUUCGUCUCAUCCCACCAACCACGGCACGCAGAUCAUCAUUGGCACCGACUCAGACAAUAGCCUUGCUGCUGUAGUUGCAAAGAAGCUCACUGGAGAAUCUGCAAAGGGUCUCGAUGCCGAUGGCUACGUUCUCGCGUCGGGCCAAUACAAAAACCAGCCCAGCAUUGUCCUCAAUGGUGUUGACAAACGCGGAACAUUCUACGCGUCACAAACUCUCCGCCAAUUGAUAGAGGGUCAUGAUAUCCCCGCUGUCCAAGUGCGAGAUUGGCCACUUAUGUCCAUUCGCGGCUCAAUCGAAGGCUUCUACGGAGUUCCCUGGUCCCACGAGGCUCGUCUUGACCAGUUGGUCUUCUACGGCAAGCACAAAAUCAACACCUACAUCUAUACCCCCAAGGAUGACCCGCUGCUGCGCGCGAAGUGGCGCACUCUCUAUGAGGGCGACGACCUUGAUCAAUUGAAGGAGCUUAUCGAAACAGCUAAUGACAAUCACGUCGACUUUACCUUUGCUCUUUCACCUGGUAAUGACCUCUGCUACUCCUCCGACUCGGAUUACAACGCUACAGUUGCCAAAUUCGACCAGGCGCGCCAGCUUGGUGUCAGCAGCUUUUACAUUGCCUUCGAUGACAUCCCUACCAAUGGGUUCCACUGCGAUUCUGAUCAGCAGAAAUGGAAUAAAACAGGAAAGUCGGACGACGACUUUCUCUGGCUGGCUGACUCGCAAGCAUUCUACCUGAACCGUAUCCAGAAGGACUAUAUCACGACCUACGGUCUGAAGGAUCUGGAGACGGUCCCAACCAACUACGCUGGAAGUGCACCAAACCCUUACAAGGAGGAAUUCGGUACCCAACUGAACAAGAACAUCAGCAUCCAGUGGACCGGCGAAGGAGUCUUCAGCGACCAAAUCAAUGACACGAGCGUGCAACAAGCCGACAAAACAUACGUGACGGAUAAAAUGUUCUUAUGGGAUAACUUCCCCGUGAACGACGGCAAUCGAGACCGUCUAUUCCUCAACCCAUUGACUGGUCGUGCCGCAAAUCUAUACAAAUAUCUCCUAGGCUUCACCUCGAAUCCCAUGGAGCAACCCUACGCUUCAAUGCCCGCCCUCGCCAACUACGGAGAUUACACCUGGAACGGGGGGAAAUACGACGCGACAAAGUCAAUGACAACAAUCCUCCGCGAGCUCGCCGGCAGCGACGCAAGCGUUAACGAAGCGGUCAUCGCAUUCGCCGACAUCAAUCAGAACUGGCCAUACCGCACCCCUGAAGUCCACGCCCCAGAGCUUAGCAGCGAUAUUGCCGCUUUCUGGAAAUCAUACAACAGUAAGGCGAAGAAGGGCGAGGCAGCGCUGAAGAAACGUUUGACUCUCCUCGCUACCUUACCCGAUAUCCUUCCAAAGAUGGAUAUGAAGGGAUUCGCCUCGGACGUGGCACCGUGGUCAACCCUUGCAAUGCAAUGGGCCAAGGCUUCGCAGCACUUGAUCACCAUGCUUGACGCUGUGCAAAGCGGUGAUAAGAAGAAGGCGGAUAGCGAGUUCAAGGCUGCUCAGGAAUGGGUCAAGAAGACCAAGACCAAGACUGUUAAUGAUCGUAACGACGAUGGCGAGGACCUUCCUAACUCCAUCAUUCCCACCACUGGUGAUGGGGCGUUUGACACUUUCCUGGCUAAUGCUACGACUGUGUAUAAGAGUCAGUAG